Molecule: messenger RNA, 960 nt
Organism: Microthlaspi erraticum
Lineage: Eukaryota; Viridiplantae; Streptophyta; Magnoliopsida; Brassicales; Brassicaceae
Source: the annotation of a GenBank genome assembly
AUGAGGAUUAGUGAGAUGAGCGUGAAUCUUGACGGACUUCCUCCAUCCGUAGAGGUUAAAGGUGAGCUUAGCCUACUCGAUCCGCUUUCUAGAAACUCAGCCCUUGAAUUCUGUAUAUACAAAGUGUUUCAUUGCGACGGCUUGUUGCUAUGCAUCUCCCAAUGUUAUAGAAUCGUGGUCUGGAACCCGUUAACUGGUCAGACCAGGUGGAUCGAAUCCGGUGGCGUGUUAAGCCGCAAGUUUGCUCUGGGAUACUAUCAAGACGAGAAAUCCAACACUAGGAGCUACAAAGUAUUAAGCUAUUUUAACGUUUAUGAUGACCGGAAUUCGAAAAUAUACGAUUUUGAGACUGAUUCAUGGAGGAUUCUUGAUGGUGAUAGCGUUGGACGCCCGGCUUGUAAAGGAGAUGAGCAGAUGGUGUCUUUCAAGGGAAAUAGUUGCUGGUUUGCCAAUGAAGAAAAUCCGGAGCUCGACGUAUACUUGCUCACGUUUGAUUUUGCAACUGACAAGUUUGGGCGUGUGCCUCUUCCCUAUAAGCCUCGUUACUAUGGGCGUCUUUCAGUUGUUAGAGAAGAGAAACUUUGUGUGUUGUUGCAACAAAAUUUUUGGUCAAAGAGUGAGAUAUGGGUGACAAGUAAGAUUUGUGAGACCAAUAAAGGUGUGUCUUGGAGCAAGGUCUUAGAAUUUGAUUUGAGGCCUCAUAAUCUGGAGUUGCCUCUUGCAUUCUUGUUCGAUGAGGAGAAGAAAGUCGUCAUUUGUUGUGACAGAUGGUUCGACGAGAAUGACGAUGGAUACGGCAAAGACAUGGUAUACAUUGUUGGGGAGGAUAAUAAUGUCACACAAAAGGAAUUUGGACUGGGUGAGUACUAUAGCUGUUUGCCAGCUGUUCUUAAUUAUUUCCCAAGUUUGGUUCAAAUCGAGCGAGCUGGAGGCAAGAAAAGAAAAAGACUCGACACGUAA